UUAACGUAUACUGGGCACCCUGAACCGCAGACGAAAACAGCGUCAAGCCGAGGACCUGCUCAAACCGAACGUCUGCAUACCGAUCGUUGGUUUUUUAUAUGCGCAUGUCGGUGCACGGCGGCGCGCCUGUGUGCGUGAGCCUCUGUGCCAGUGUGAGUGUCGGCUCGUUCUCGCGCGCGUCGCACCAUUGUUGUUUGCAGUAGACUCGCGGCGCUCGGACGGCUGUGGUUCGCUUCAUGCCCGCCGCCCGAUCCUGAACGACGACUGCCGGCGAUAAACAAAAUAAUGAGUGUACCACAUAACGUGCAUCGCGAGUGCAACAAGCGACGACAGUGUGUGAUAACGAGAAUGUAACGUGCGUGUUGUGUUAAACAAAGUGCGUUUUUGAACGUGUUUUUGGAGUUCGCGGCGCGUGGACAGCGCCAUGCCCGUCGUGUUUAGAUUCAACUCAGCAUACAAUCAAGCGGGACGCGAAUUUAGCUUAAGUUCAACCUGACAAAAGUUAUCUGUGAUCUCAUUUUAGUUUAGUCGAAAUAAAGGGUGCCUAAUUUAGAUUAGUGACAAACGAUUCAAACAUUAGCUCAUGCUUAUCCGGCUCGAAGGACCAUAAUCAGUGAGUUACUUUUGUGUUAGAGACAAAAUGGAAUCGUAGUGCGUGGUCAUGGAUAACAGAUAGUGGUGAUGGAUAGGUGUUGAAGGAUGGGAUAAUGGAAGUUGGGGCGCUGGGUUCUUGAAAAUGCCUCAUGCGCACUCGAGUUCAGCGGCGAGCUCGGGCGGCGACGACCUGGGCUCCACUGAUGAGGUGAAGGUGUUCAAGGACGAGGGGGACGGCGAGGACGAGAAGCGCAGCUCCGAAAACCUUCUAGAGGAGAAGUCUAGUCUCAUCGAUUGGACCGAGAGUGAGGAAAAGUCUGGCGAACCUUAUUCCGGGAAAUUAUCGGUGAAAUCGGAUUUAAGUCCUGUUUUCGGUAAAUUCGAACAUCAUCCAGCAAGUUUCAACAUGGGCUAUCUCGUAACUCCGUACCCUUAUCCCAACGGUGGGGCACAUCCACUGCCUGUCUCUAUGGCCAGCAAGAUGGGUCUGCCCGCUGGAGGAGGGCUCUCCCUGUUCUGUCCGGCGGGAGACCUGGGACAGCCGCCCCCCGCGCACAUGGGUAUCCCCCCACCCUACCAGUUAGAUUCCAAACUGGCAGCGGGGCUAGCGCGGACGCCCAUGUACCCUUUCCCGGGGGGCACCUACCCCUACCCCAUGCUCAGUCCGGAGAUGUCGCAAGUAGCGGCCUCAUGGCACACGCCGAGUAUGUACCCUAUAUCUUCGGCGGCCAGCGGAUUCCGGAGUCCUUACCCCACCUCGCUGCCAAUCAGCAGUUCUAGUCUAUCUAGUGAGUUAUACCGGUUCUCCCCGACCCUGGGCGGUGGGCUGGGGCUCGGCCUGAGUCCGGCCCUGGUGCCCGCGCCGCCAUCCAAAGUCGACAUCUUCUCACAUCAUGCGAGUUAUAAUGGUUUCAGGUCUCAAGCGGAGAAGAGCGGCGGCGGGGGCUCCGGGGAGAAGGCAAGUGAGGGGGGCGGCGGCGGCAGCAAGGAACAGAAUAAGAAGCCUCACAUCAAGAAGCCGCUCAACGCCUUCAUGCUUUACAUGAAGGAGAUGCGUGCCAAGGUUGUCGCCGAGUGCACGCUCAAGGAAUCCGCCGCCAUCAACCAGAUCCUCGGUAGACGGUGGCAUUCGUUGAGUCGCGAGGAGCAGGCAAAGUACUAUGAGAAAGCGCGGCAAGAGAGACAGCUCCAUAUGCAGCUAUACCCCGGGUGGAGCGCCAGGGACAACUACGGUUACGGUUCCAAAAAGAAAAAGCGGAAAAAGGACCGAGGUCCCGCUGAAUUGGGAGGAAAUAAUUUGAAGAAAUGUCGGGCGAGGUACGGCCUCGACCAACAGAACCAAUGGUGCAAACCUUGCAGGCGGAAGAAAAAAUGCGUUCGUUACAUGGAGGCGCUGGCGGCGGCGGGGGGCGCAGGGGGUCUGGGCGCGGGGGGCGCAGGGGGCGCAGGGGGCGCGCACUCUCCCUGCUCCGAUGAGGACGUGAAGCUUGAGGAGCUGUCGGACGCCAGCAGCGACGCCGAGCCCGACACGCCCCCCACCUCCGCCUCUAGCCCCGGCGGACUCAGCGCGCUCUCCUCGCUCGCCUCCCCCGCGCCAGACCCCGCGCACCCCGCGCACGCCCCGCAGCCGCACCCCACGCACCCCACGCCGCGUCACCCGGUGGGCACGAACCCGCGUGACGCCAACAACCCGCUGUCUGUGGGGCAGCUCACCUCGCAGUCAUGGCCGCGCGCCGCGCAGACCCGGCCCUCGCACGAAGUCAUCUCAGUGUCAUAGUGCUGCCGCCAGCGCCCGUCCGCCGCCGACAGUGACAGUGAUAGUGACAGUGACAGUGACACUCUACUGACUGCAAUCUGCUGACACGGGCUCGCUGUCUACCGCUAGGCGGCGACACUCUACUACAAAUCUGGAUUGUUACUUCUUAAUCUUGUAUCAUAAGCCUCGUGUUCCUUGUAACGUGUUUACAAUUUUGAAGUAACAAUCCGUUUGAGAACAGCGCCAUCUAUCGGCGCGUCGGUACAACGCGGUGGCGAGCGCCAUCUAGCGGCGCGUGUAAGAACGUUGUUGUGUUGGUUGUGACAUGACAAGUUAUGUUCAGGAACUGUAUUAUAACUUCGAGGAUAUUGUGAUUUCACAUUUAAUAUUUUUUCAUCAGGUGCUAAAUAACACGGGUUUUCUUGCAUGACAUUCGGGAAUAUCGACAUUUUGUGUAUAUUUUUUUUUAUUUGUCAACUAUUCUCUUAAAUACCGUAGAAGUUAUGUUUAUUUCGCUGACAAUUUGAAAUGGCCUAAACAUUCACCAUGUGUCUGAUAUUUCUGAAUGCCAUACGAAUGCAAUGUACAUGAAAACUUAAUAUGUAAUUUACGUAAAACUUCUGUGAAAUAAAGAACACACAAUUUAACAUAUACACUUGUCUCAAACUCCAGUCAACCAUGAUCUCAGAUCCACUCUCAUUGAAUAACAGUUGAAAUCGGCUAUAACAACAUCGCAGCAACUUUCAAUAUUCAAUCAUAAUACAUAGUCUUUAUAACCGA
Papilio xuthus (Asian swallowtail) is the source of this 3130-nucleotide messenger RNA. It is a transcript of the gene pan, whose product is annotated as transcription factor pangolin. Gene Ontology annotation, cellular component: chromatin; beta-catenin-TCF complex. The coding region runs from base 737 to 2371 and encodes 544 amino acids. The transcript has 12 exons. Lineage: Eukaryota; Metazoa; Arthropoda; Insecta; Lepidoptera; Papilionidae. Gene Ontology annotation, molecular function: DNA-binding transcription factor activity, RNA polymerase II-specific; RNA polymerase II cis-regulatory region sequence-specific DNA binding. The record is from RefSeq and is a predicted model, not a curated record. Gene Ontology annotation, biological process: regulation of transcription by RNA polymerase II; canonical Wnt signaling pathway.